AUUUCUGUGUGUGAGGUGCGUCAAGAAUCAUCAAAUUUUGGUCGUGUUAUCACGUGACGUUCUCUCACCAUUUAGGGAAGCCAUCGCCAUGCCGAGCUUGCGCGCUCGCAAAAGUGCAGCAGAACCCAUGCAGCAGGCCCCCCAAUGCAAAAGUACACUCUCCAACGCGUCGCAACGCACGCACCUCGAGGCUCGACAAUUGGAAUCAUGUUUACUCUCAGCUCCCAACAUUUACUAUAGUAGCAGUUGCGACUGGGUGGGUCACGUUGCGUCGAGCAGAUUGGGGCUCGGGGCUGUCCCCUUCAUCUGAGCUCAGCUCAUCGUAAGGAAUCACUGAUUGGCAAUCUGGUGGCUCCUGGAGCUAUGGCUGCCGCUGCUGCUACUACCGCAUCCUCUUUCUCGUCGCUGCUAGUAGCUCGCCGCCUUCACCUCUUCAAUCUCUUUCCAUCAUCAGCAUCGCUCUGGCUCCAUCGUCAUAGUCAUCCGAAUCAGCAUAUGGCUGCCUCCGAACCUCCUGGCAAUUCUCUUUCUCCCAGGAGCCCUCUCCUCCCCGACCUCGGGAGGGACCUCCCUUCUCUCAUCGUCACCGUGGCAUGCAUCUCCGUCUCUCUCAUGCUACUCUUCUUCCGCCUCCGCCGCCGCCGCAUCCGCGCAUCCUACCCGCCCGGCCCCCCCCCAUGGCCGAUCCUCGGCAACAUACCCUCCCUCGGAACCCUUCCGCACCGGUCCCUCGCGAAGCUAGCAGACAGGUUCGGCCCGAUCUUCACCGUCUGGUUCGGGCCGACCCCGUGCGUCGUGAUCUCCUCCCCGGACCUGGCACGCACAGCGCUGAGAGCGGACGACAAGCUUUUUAGCGGGCGCCCGCUCGUGGCCUCCUCGCGCGCGCUCACUUUCGGUGGGAAGGAUGUGGCUUUCGCGCCGCCGGACCAGGCGUGGAAGAAGCGGCGGCGCCUGGCGUUCCUACACCUGCUGUCGGCGCGACAGCUGGCGGAGAGCGGCGCGCAGCGGGAGGAGGAGGUGCGGGCGAUGGUGGCAGCGAUGGCGGCGGAAGUGAGGAGGAGGAGGAGCGCCGCCGCAAGAGGUGGGGGGGAUGGGCGAGCGGCGAUGGGUGGAAGUGGGGCGGCUGUGGUUAACAUGAGGAAUUACCUGGCCCGAGUGACCCUGAACAACAUUCUGCGACUCACUGUCGGCGAGAGCUACCCCUACAGCUUCAGCAGCACCGGCGAGGAGUGCGGCACUUGCCAUACUGGCACCAGUGCAACUAGGACUACUAGUGCCAGUAGUGUUACUACUACCGAUGCGGGUGGUAACCGCAAGAUGGAGCGGGAAGGCGAGAGGGUGGCGGCGAUGGUGGAGGAAGUUUUUUUGGUGCUGGGGGCGUUUAACCUGAGCGACCACCUGCCGUGGCUGCGCUGGGUGGACCCCCAGGGCAUCGACGCCCGGCUCAAACGGGUGGAACCCGCCAUCCAUGCGUUUGCACGGGAGGCCAUCAUUGAGAGGGAAGAGGUGGUGAAAUUGAAGCGCGGGCAUGCAAGCUUAGGAGGUGGGGCAGGUGGGGCCAUGGGGGAGGAGGGACAACAGAAGAUGCGGAGCUCUGGUCACCCGCAGCAGCAGCAGAAGCAGCAGCAGCAGCAGCAGCACCAGGAGGAGGAGGAGGUGGAGCGACAGCAGCAGCCAGCUAUUGGGGGAGAGGAGGGCGCAGAAGCUCGGCAGCGGCUUGGCAAUGGUGGGAAGACGCCAGGUGGCGACAAGGCGCCAGCUGGUGAGGUGGGCGAUCAUAAGCCGUUGGUCGACUCCCUUCUGGAGCGAGACAAGGGAGUGGGGGAAAGAGGAGGAGGAAAAAGAGGAGGAGGAGGAGGAGGAGGAGGAGCAGGAGGAGCAGGAGGAGAGGAUUCACUGGACGAGGAGGAGAUGGUGAUGCUGAUGCUGGACAUGUUCCUGGCUGGCACGGACACCACUGCCAAGACAGUGGAGUGGGCUCUGGCUGAGCUUGCCAACCACCCGCAUGCACUCCAGCGCCUCACGGACGAGGUUGACGCUGCUUACCACGCGGCAGCAGCUUCUAGUGAAACGGUAACCACACCAGCAGCAGCUGCUGCAGCAGCAGCAACUCCGGCAACAGGACCAACAGCAUCAACUGCAGCAGAAGAAUUGGUUGCGGUCGACUUCACAAAGCAGGAGGGACAGGGAAAGGGAAAGGGGAAGGGAGAGGGGAAGGGAGAGGGAAAGGGAGAGGGAAAGGGAGAGGGAAAGGGGGAGAAGAAGGGAGAGGAACCUGGAGGAGCAACAGGGGUGGCGGUGCAGGGUCUGCCGUUCCUGCAGGCGGUGCUAAAGGAGACCCUUCGCCACCACCCCGUGGGGCCGCUGCUCGUGCCCCACAAGACAACCGGCCGAGCUGUGCUGGGGGGGCACAGCAUCCCUGCUGGUACAAUGGUGCUGAUCAAUGCAUGGGCCAUCAGCCAUGACGCCAAGUCCUGGGAGAAUCCCCAUGAGUUCGACCCAUGGCGCUUCAUGCCAUCAUCCACAUCCUCAUCAACCCCAUCACCCCCAUCACACCCAUCACCCACAUUACCCCCAUCGCCCAUAUCGCCCACUCCAGAUACUCUGUCUCCUCCGACUGACCUCACGUCCCCACUGCCUUCUCCAUCCGCCCACUCCCUCACGCCUGCCUCCUGGGACCCCUCCGGCGCUUUCCGCAUGCUUCCUUUUGGCGCCGGCCGCCGCGGCUGUGCGGGCAUGGCGCUGGGCGUGGACAUGGCUGCUCGCAUGCUCGCUGCCAUUGUGCACCGCUUCGACAUGUCCGUGUUACCACCGGGCUACAUAGACGGGCCUCCAGCAGAAACAGCCGAAAGUGGUCAAUGUGGCGUGUUAGCAGGGGGCAGUGGAGGGGGGGAGGCAGUGCGAGGAGUGAAGGGGCAGUGGGGUGUGGAGCUAGGGGAGGUGUUUGGGCUCACCCUGGCCCUGGCGACGCCGCUUAGGCUGGUUCUGCGGGAGAGAGAGGUUUGAGGUGUCAGGCCUUUCCUUCGGACUGUGGCGAGGUAUGUCGGAAGGGGAAAGAUUUCUGGAGGAGCCGGUAUGAAAAAAGUAGAAUAGUGUCGCUGUAAAUAGCAGUGUAAAUAGUUCAGGGCUGGGAGCUAGUCGAAUUGCCUUUCCAAGAUUCAGCCAGUUGAGAAGCUCCGUAGCGUGUGUGAUGUC
Closterium sp. NIES-67 is the source of this 3195-nucleotide messenger RNA. Lineage: Eukaryota; Viridiplantae; Streptophyta; Zygnematophyceae; Desmidiales; Closteriaceae. The record is from the annotation of a GenBank genome assembly.